Messenger RNA from Labeo rohita (rohu), 1082 nucleotides. It is a transcript of the gene c2h14orf119, whose product is annotated as chromosome 2 C14orf119 homolog. The record is from RefSeq and is a predicted model, not a curated record. The transcript is spliced from 3 exons. Bases 281 to 871 code for a protein of 196 amino acids. Lineage: Eukaryota; Metazoa; Chordata; Actinopteri; Cypriniformes; Cyprinidae.
UAGCGAAUCGUUCAGUCAGAUUCAGAGCAAUACGUUUAGGUCGGGUUUGGGAAUAACAUGAAAAGAUCCGAUCAAAACGAAAGAUUCAUUCACGAAUAGGACAUCGCUAAUAUGCAAAACCCCCUGUGUCAUAGCCGAUGCAAGCGGGGCAUUGAACACAGCAAUCGGCUCCGUUUGAGCUUCACAGCUCAGUCGAGAUUAUUUUUCCCUGUUUACCGACGUUGAAAGUAACAACAUGCUGUUUUCGACGAAAGCUGACAAGACCAACUAAGAAAAGGAAAUGGCUUGGUUCCACCAGGCUUUACAAGGCUCAGGCCAGCCAGAUGGAUCCAGGAUGCCCCCUACAGUGGAAGAUCUGUCCCAUACACAGGUCUCCAAGCACACCAUUACACAGUUGGGGAUGUCAGACGAACAAGGUUGGUCAACCCAUCCUCCAGUUUCCAUCACAAACUUUCCGGCUGCUUCAGGAGGCAUCGUUCCCCAACGUCUGGAUGCACUGUCCUGCACAUCUCUCAACGUGGGCUCCAGAGAAGACUCUGUGCCGCUGUCUUUCGUGACGCUUCAGGAGCAACGAUGUGUAAUAAGUUGGUUUAUAGGAUGGAACACUGUCCAGAAGCAACGUUUUAUGGAGGAUCUCAUUUCAAAGGCUGUCCCUGGAAAGGUGUCAAGUCUGUUAGACCAACUCAACACACUGCAGGUGAAUGAUCGCCCACCCAACAUUUUUGAAUGCCAGUUAAGACUGUGGACUCAGUGGUUUGAUUCAUGGAGCGAAGAGGAAAGAAAUGCCUUUUUGAACAGCUUAGAAGAAAAGGAUUCAACCUUUGUUGCGUACUUCUAUAGCCAAGUUGCUGGUACUGCAGGCAGAGACUGAGGGUCUUUGCACAUCAUUUUUUGUUUGUUUGUUUGAGAAUAAAACUGAAAUCAAGUCUCCAAUGGACUAAUCUACUGUUAAAGGCUUGUGAACUACUAAGCACUGUGUUGACCUUAAAAAAGUUUGUUUGGAUGCAAAAUCCAUCAAAAAAAAUCCUAUUAAAAAGUUUUUUUCUGAACGUUUUUCUAAAAUAAACAAUGUUUUUUCACUC